Molecule: messenger RNA, 606 nt
Organism: Colletotrichum tamarilloi
Lineage: Eukaryota; Fungi; Ascomycota; Sordariomycetes; Glomerellales; Glomerellaceae
Exons: 1
Coding region: 1-606 (201 amino acids)
Source: RefSeq, a predicted model, not a curated record
AUGAUAUUUCUUCUUGUUCUAGGGACAAUCCUCAUGGUUUCUGGUCAAUCUAUGGUGUUGUAUUCUCGUCUUCAUCUAGUAAGGCAAGAACCCCUUGUUCUCCGAUCUGUCCUUCUUAUGAUCAUUAUUUUCGGGACUGUUACACACACCCCAACCAUGGUGUUUCAAUUUGGUACUACUGCGAAACCCCUCAACCUUAUCACAUGGUUCAAAGUUCUCUUCGUUUGGAGGAAAGUCGAAAUGACGAUGUUUUGUAUCGAAGAGUCAAUUAUUUCGGGCUUAUAUAUCCACGCAGCCAUCAGCUUUUUUAGGCUCAAAACAUCCGCCCACGGAAACCCAGUAAAGGACCUGGCCACACCUCUUCUAGUGGUCAAUGGGUUUGUUAUAUUCCUCGACCUGACGUUACUUGCGUCAACUUUCGCCUCUUUACCUACGGCUCAGCCAGCAUACAGAGCACUCGUAUACAGCGUUAAGUUAAAGGUCGAAAUCAAAUUACUCAACUCUCUCGUUAAGAUUACACAGCAUCCAACUGUCUUGACACUUCCAACUAUUCCACGAAGUUCAACGUCGGGCACUCCAGUAGCAAAUGGCCAAGAGAUGUCAUGA